Messenger RNA from Acanthosepion pharaonis, 843 nucleotides. The record is from the annotation of a GenBank genome assembly. NCBI's taxonomy places the organism in Eukaryota, Metazoa, Mollusca, Cephalopoda, Sepiida, Sepiidae.
AUGCAUCAUCAUAACAAUAUAGUUUUUUUUUUAAGAUCGGUUCGCUAUCUAGGAGCUAAAGCUGUGGAUCACUUUCUUUACUUAACCUGUCUCUAUAAUUGCUGUAAAAAUUGCUACGAAUUUCUCUCUCACUCUAUCGUUCUCUCUCUCACUCUAUCGUUCUCUCUCUCUCUCUCUCUCACACUCUAUCGUUUUCUCUCUCUCUCUCUCUCACACUCUAUCGUUUUCUCUCUCUCUCUCUCUCACACUCUAUCGUUUUCUCUCUCUCUCUCUCACACUCUAUCGUUUUCUCUCUCUCUCUCUCUCACACUCUAUCGUUUUCUCUCUCUCUCUCUCUAUCGUUUCUCUCUCUCUCUAUCGUUUUCUCUCUCUCUCUCCAUCUAUUUUCUCUCUCUCUCACACACUCUAUCGUUUUCUCUCUCUCUCUCACACUCUAUCGUUUUCUCUCUCUCUCACUCUAUCGUUUUCUCUCUCUCUCACUCUAUCGUUUUCUCUCUCUCUCACUCUAUCGUUUUCUCUCUCUCUCACUGUAUCGUUUUCUCUCUCUCUCUCUCACUCUAUCGUUUUCUCUCUCUCUCUCUCUCUCACUCUAUCGUUUCUCUCUCUCUCUCUCACUCUAUCGUUUUCUCUCUCUCUCUCACUCUAUCGUUUUCUCUCUCUCUCUUUUUUGUUCAUUCAUCUCUCUCUCUUUUUUACUCCACCACAACCACUUUAGGUCCCUUACCCCUCGAUAUCUAUAUAACUCCCUCCUCUAUUAUAGGUCAAUUCUUAUUCCCCCUCCUUUUAUCCUUUCCGUUUUCUUUUUUCCUUCUUUUCUUCCUUUGCCUUUCAAAUUUCCUGUGA